AGCUUCCCCUCAAGUCAGGCCACCACACUCCACCACUAAAAACCAACCAUCAAGUGCACCGCCGAUUCCAAUAUCACCUACACAAAUGGAGAUUGAUCCACCAAACUCAACGCCUGAAGCUGAACAAACUGUAACAAUCAUCAAGGACGACGAUCUCUUCAACGCCGCCGGUAACGGCGACGUUUCAUACUUCAAAUCCUUAUCUCAGCCGCAGUUGCUCCGUUCUCUCACUCUCCGCAACGAAGAUCGCCGAUCGCUACUUCACGUUGCCGUUUCUUCACGCCACACAGAGGUGGUGAAGAUGCUUUCAGGUUUUGAUCAAUCGGUUAGUGGGAUUAACAGUGCUGAUGAAGAAGGUUGGGCCCCACUGCAUUCUGCUGCAAGCAGUGGAAAUGUCGAGAUUGUCAAGAUUUUGCUGGACAGAGGGGCAGAUGUAAAUUUGAAAAAUGACGGUGGCAGAACCGCUCUUCACUACGCUGCCAGCAAGGGUUGGGUGAAAGUAGCUGAAAUUUUGCUUUCUAAUGGAGCAAAGAUUAAUGCAAAGGACAAGGUUGGUUGCACACCGUUGCACCGUGCAGCAAGUACUGGGAACUCGGAAUUGUGUGAACUUUUGAUUGAGGAAGGUGCGGAUAUAGAUGCUGUUGAUAGAGCAGGACAAACUCCCAUUAUGACUGCAGUGAUAUGCCAUAACAAAGAUGUAGCUCUUCUACUGAUCAGGCAUGGUGCAGAUGUUGAUGUAGAAGAUAAGGAAGGAUACACUGUUCUUGGUAGAGCAUCUGAUGAGUUCAGACCGAUACUCAUAGAUGCUGCGAAGGCCAUGCUUGAAGGAUGAAAGAUUUUACAACAAAAGCCAUUGCUAUUUUGUGUUUUUACUCCUGAUUUUGGUGAUUAGAAGCUUGAUUCAAUUGUUUGUUUUUAGGGUUAUAAACUUUUUCAAAAAGGAAUUUUUAUCUAUUAACUUAUGGUUAACGUUAAGUAAAUAUCUAUAUAAUUACAACUAGUGGGAUUUCCUGCGUUC
This is a messenger RNA of Helianthus annuus (common sunflower), 1018 nucleotides long. Its product is annotated as 26S proteasome non-ATPase regulatory subunit 10. The coding region runs from base 86 to 832 and encodes 248 amino acids. Gene Ontology annotation, molecular function: protein binding. The record is from RefSeq and is a predicted model, not a curated record. NCBI's taxonomy places the organism in Eukaryota, Viridiplantae, Streptophyta, Magnoliopsida, Asterales, Asteraceae. The transcript has 5 exons.